UAGCGAGCUUCGUUGAGGAGGGAACAAGAACUGAAACAUUCAAAAACACGUGUGAAGUGUUUUUUCUUUUAACGUGGAUUUGUUGUAAGCACUGAAAAACCCAAGUUCAUUGUCUCAGGGAAAUGGCUUCAUUGAAACUGCCAGAGCUUGUUCCUUCUCCUACCCAAGACAGUGAAAGACUCAGAAAGGCUUUUCAAGGAUUUGGGACAGAUGAGAGAGCACUGAUACUGGUAUUGGGACACAGGAAUGCUCAACAGAGGAAGGAAAUUGCAGAAACUUAUAAGCAGCUUUACAAUGAAUCACUCAUUGAUCGUCUCCAUUCAGAAUUGUCUGGUGAUUUUAGAAAUGCUAUAAUUCUGUGGACUUAUGAGCCUCCAGAAAGGCACGCAAGACUAGCAAACAGUGCAUUGAAAGCUAAGAGAAAAGGGAUCAAACAGCUUCAGGUUCUGGUUGAAAUAACAUGUGCAUCAAAUCCUAACCAUUUGGUGGCUGUGAGGCAGGCUUAUUGCUCUCUCUUCGAUUCUUCACUCGAGGAGGACAUUAUUGCCAAUGUUGCUGCACCUCUCAAAAAGCUUUUAGUGAGCUUGGUAAGCUCAUAUAGAUAUGAUAAAGUUGCUGUAAAUUUGGAGGUUGCCAAGUCAGAAGCAUCAAAACUGCAUGAAGCUAUCAACAACAAAAAAUUGGAUGAUGAUCAUAUUGUGUGGACACUUAGCACCAGGAAUCUUUUCCAGCUUCGGGAAACUUUUGCAUGCUACAAAAACCUCUAUGGGAAUACAUUGGAACAGGGCAUAAAAAGUUGUGGUAAUGGUGAUUUGGAAACUCUCCUACAGCUGGUAAUAUUGUGUAUAGAUUCCCCUGAGAAACAUUUUGCAAAGGUUAUAAGAGAUUCAAUUGUUGGUUUUGGAACCGAUGAAGAUUCACUGAACAGAGCUAUCGUAACUCGAGCCGAAGUUGACUUGUUGAAAGUAAGAUUUGAAUAUUCUAACAUGUUCAAGUGCAGUCUUGAUGAUGAUGUUAUAGGGGAUACCUCAGGGGACUACAAAGAUUUUUUGAUGACUUUGUUAGGGAGAGGUCCAGAAGGAGAGUGAAACAUGCUUCUCUCUCGUCAUGCUAUUCUAGGAUUGCUUGUAAUCUGCAUUUGAUGGUCUAGACUCUGUACUCUUUGUUGUUUCAGAAUGAUCAGAAUUCAAGAUUGAAACUAAGACAAUUUAUCUGUUAUUCUGAAUUGAUUUUUGUCUAUAGUAAUUGUAGUUUGAUACUCCUAUGAAACUGAAAGAACUUGGUGUAUAGUGAAUAAGAUAGCAGUUGUUAUCUUGGUUAUAGCAGUCAAAUUUAUAAUAUCAUUUUAUGCAUGUAA
Messenger RNA from Vigna unguiculata (cowpea), 1357 nucleotides. RefSeq names its product annexin 3 (gene ANNAT3). Gene Ontology annotation, biological process: response to cold; response to salt stress; response to water deprivation. Gene Ontology annotation, molecular function: phosphatidylserine binding; calcium-dependent phospholipid binding; calcium ion binding. Lineage: Eukaryota; Viridiplantae; Streptophyta; Magnoliopsida; Fabales; Fabaceae. The record is from RefSeq and is a predicted model, not a curated record. Gene Ontology annotation, cellular component: cytoplasm; plasma membrane.